Thunnus maccoyii (southern bluefin tuna) is the source of this 757-nucleotide messenger RNA. It is a transcript of the gene gypc, whose product is annotated as glycophorin C (Gerbich blood group). The transcript has 3 exons. The coding region runs from base 70 to 300 and encodes 76 amino acids. The record is from RefSeq and is a predicted model, not a curated record. Gene Ontology annotation, cellular component: cortical cytoskeleton; membrane. NCBI's taxonomy places the organism in Eukaryota, Metazoa, Chordata, Actinopteri, Scombriformes, Scombridae.
UCAUCAGGUGGACAGAAACACAACUCCAAAUGAAUGAUAAUGAUGCUCUGAACUGCUGGGGAUUACGAUAUGGAUGACGGAUAUUUUGACGCCAUUCUGGGAGUUGUCAUCGCCGCCGUCAUCCUGGUGCUGAUCGGUCUGGCGGUUGUUGUGAUCCGCUACAUGUUCAGACACAAGGGCUCGUAUCGCACCAACGAAGCCAAGGGCAUGGAGUUUGCAGAGACAGCGGACACAGCGCUGCGAGGCGACCCUGCCCUGCGUGACGCCAUGGACAUCAGCAAGAAGGAGUACUUCAUCUGAGCAUGUGCAAACUGCUGCUGCUGUGUUCACUGGACCUCACUGUGGUUUUGAUGUGGAUUUAUGUGGUUUUGGAAGAUGAGCGGCCAGAUACUCAGCAGGAAAAAAAAUCGCUCUGCUCCAUUUUCACAUUUACUCUUUUUUUAUCAGUGUGACUGGUCUGACAUCAGUUUGAAAACAAAACAUCAGUGUCUGGAGAUGCAUCUUCUGUCCAUCCAGUUUGUCUGUCUGUAGUGUACUUUGAGGCUGUGAACUUAAAAAGUCUCCAAUGGAAGAGAUCGUCCUUGUUUUGGGGAAAAAUUGCAUUUGAAAGUUCAGCAGAAGCUAAUAUGAGGCUUCAGCUGAACUGUGAACACAUUUUUGCAGAGAAUGUGGACUGUUGAUUUUGUCCCUCAUCACUUACUGUACAUCGGAGUUACAUAAGGAAGGAAUCUCCAGCCAGUAUAGAGAGAGGAGAAAU